Molecule: messenger RNA, 4517 nt
Organism: Gasterosteus aculeatus aculeatus (three-spined stickleback)
Lineage: Eukaryota; Metazoa; Chordata; Actinopteri; Perciformes; Gasterosteidae
Source: RefSeq, a predicted model, not a curated record
GACUCACCGAUGUUGUUCUGCAAAGUCCUAACGUUAAAUUGGAACUAAUUAGCUACGGCUAACUAACGUUAGCUUUUAACUACUUUAAGAUGAGUUACGUUGUAGAUCUACCACCAAUGCUGUUGUAGUUACAAUAUGCUGAUUCCUUGUUGACAAACACACCGAAGCAACUUAAAUAUAUUUCGAAACCAAACCAUGUUGUCAUCCAAACCAAAGGCAACUUUCUUCCGGGCCAACGGCAAACGUAACGUUAAAUCCGGAAGUACUGGACACGUUACUAUUUCGAUACAACAUGGCAUCUUUGGUUUUAGCAAACGCUAGCUGACGUUAGCUAGCCAAACCAUUGGUAUUAUUAACGCAGCUGCACGUUAGUACACGUUUUGCUAAUGUCGCAUCUUAGCUCACUCUUAAAUUAAACUCAUAGCAUGCAUGGAUUAUUGUUAAACGAGACCUAUCCGUUUACUUCUGAAGAUAAAACUUGUACCUGUGUAUCAGGCAGAAGGCGUUCCUAAUGCGCUUUAGCAGUGCAGGCGAAGACGAAGCUCGUUUCGCGUUGGCACUUCCUUAUCUGAGAGAGGAAACUGAAAUUGAAACGUGUAUCUGAUGACAAUAAUAAUACUAGUGGUAAUAAUACAUAAUUGUCAUGAAAAAUUAGCUACUUCCUCCUACCAAAACGCCACACAAAGGAAAUGCACACAUCAACAUAUUAAAAUGUGUGUGAACCUUCAAUUAUUAAAAUAUAAUUAAUAAAAAAGGAAGGAAUAAAUAAAAUGCCACUUGCCGGGUGAAUAUCGUCGUCUUAUUGCCACGGUUAAAGAUGACGGUUUACAGAAAUGAUCAAACACUACUUUUAGGCGGCAGCCCAGCAACCACAAUAUGACGUUUAUUUUUUAUUUAAAAAAUACUGUGUAUUCAUCAAACCCUCUUAGUCUUUACACUUCUACUUUAUAAACACAAGUUUUCAAAUCAGUACUUGCAAGCAGAAAUGCCAAAGUCACACGGAGCUGACCUUUUACAUUCUUUAAACUCGACAUGCCGCAUUAGCAUACAAUAAUUGGAGAUAACACUAUUCUGCCUAAUAAUAACUGAUGAAUAACUGCACUGCAGACUUCAGUAAUCCUAAAUAGCUUUUAUUGGGCGGGUAAACAAGUGACAGCGCGUGGUCAUCCGGGGACUUCUUACCGGCAGGGGGCGCGCUGAGGACCGAUGGCGUCUGAAGUGAGAAAGACGCUCCUUGUUUAAGUCUCUGUUUUGUUGUCAUGGCAACGAGAAGCGUCUUCAGCAACGUUUCCCGUUUAAAGUGCUUCAUGUUGUUUUUUAUUUUGAUUUGAAUGUAUUUAUAUGUUUGAAAAGCUAUAAAAAAUGCUCUUAAAAAUUAAACAUUUCACAAAUAUGAAAUUAGCUUGAAAUAGUUGCACACGGGUUUGUUUAUAUUAUUUCUUUUUAAUAGGGUUUUUUAUGAAUUAACGUGAUUUGGCUUUGGUUUUUCGGUCCAGUGUUUUAGGAACUUUUGUCCCAUUGUUUCUAUCCGUAACGCAUACUAUUUAACGCCCAAAUACAUGUAGGAAUAAAAGCAAGCCAAAGUAUUUCUGUCAGCUAGCGACAAUAAGCACAACAUCUUUCUCACAUUUGCAUAAAUAAAGCUAUAUUUAAACAGUGAGUAAACACAGACAGUCGGAUGCAGAUCAGCUCCGCCCGUCUGCUGCUAAUCCCUCCGUGACCUCUGCGCGCUGGGAAAGCACCACUGCGCGCGCAUACAAAGGUGAGGCCGCGGUACCGAACGCACCCAAAUCGGCGUCGCGGGUACCUUCGUCGCUCCCCGAUGGGAGACCCGAGGCCCACGCCCCGCGGGCCCCGCCUGGACCUGAGCAACUUCCACUGGGCCGCAGCCGAGAGGAGUCGGCACGCGUCGACGAGUCCCCGCUCGCCGGAGUCCUGCAGGCGACUCGGGGUCAAACCCGUGGACCUUCUCAUCAAAUCGCUGAAUGAGUUCAUCGCCAAGCGGCGCGACGUGCCCGUCGGGGCGAUGACGCUCAUGCACGAAUCCUACGAAAGGGAGAGAGUGAGGCUUUUACAAAUGUGCCGAGUGGAGAGGCAGCGGAUUACCCGGGCGGCGGGGGGCAGGUGGCCGGGCAGCAACAGAGUGUCCGGCCUGGAAGCCAAACCGAAGGACCACACGAGGGACGGGGAGGCAACGGGCACCGUCCCGUACGCGGACCUGUGCUUCAGGGGGCCGCCCGCCAGCAGGUCCUCCUGCUCUCACAGAGACAGGAGCACAGUGUGCAGCUUCGGCCCGGGGCACCUCCGGCACACCCCGGCGGCUACCGAGGUGACCGUGGACCAGCUCACCAGGGACAUUCAGAAGGAGAUGUGCGUCACCGUGUCGGAGAGAGACCGCAGGAUAGCGGCUCUCAUGCUGGUGAAGCACCGGGAGGAGCAGGCUUGCCUGAAGCUCCGUCAGCAGGAGGAGCAGGUGCGACAGGAGGCCCGCAGGCACGAGGAGGCCCUGCGCGCCGAGGCCGACAAGGUCAGGGGGGAGAAAGUGAGGCAGGGUAUGCGCCGCUGGCACGAGGAGCUGGAGGCCCGCCGGAGGCUGAGGGAGCGACGGGAGGAAGAAAAAGCUGGACAACUCGAGCUGGAGGCGCUGCUGCACGAAGACCGCUGCAGGAGGUUGAGGGAGGAGGUGGAGGGGCAACGCCGAGAGAAGGUGGAGGCCGCACGGAGAGAGGCGGGGGCCCGCAAGCGCUUGCAGGAGAAGCUGCGGGGAGAAAAAGAGGAGGCGGAGAGGAGGGAGCGAGAGAGGGACGGGCAGGCGGCGGCGGAGAAGGAGCAGAGGGCAAGGAGGAGCAAAGCGUCCCGGGAGGAGGAGGAGAGGAGGAGGAUGCGGGAGGACAACCGCAGGGAGCUGCUGCGUCACAUCCUGCUCAAGCAGCAGGUGGAGCAACAGGUGGCGGAGGAGGAGGCCCAGGUGAGGGGCGCACUCGACGAGAAGCUGCGGCGCCGCGGAGAAACGCGCAGCGCGGCCGCAGAGGCGCGGCGGAGGGAGCUGCAGGAGCGGGCGGCCCGGGAGGAGGAGCGGGCUCGGGGAGCCCGGCGGGGGGCCCAGCUGCAGGGCCACCGGCACCUCGCGCACAAACAGAUCCUCGUCGAACUGAGCCGGCGGCGCUGCGAGAGAGCCGCCAGGAGCGCGUCGGCCCAGCGGAGGCGCAGAGCUCAGGAGGCGGGUCAGCGCAACAGACGCAGGAGCCUGCGCCACCAGCGGCUGAGGGAGGAGAGGCUGCGGGAGGAGGCGGCCGAGAGGAUGGUGCGGGAGAGCUGCGUCUUCGUGAAGGACUGGAGGAGGGAGAGACUGCGGAGCCAGAGGCAGCUGAUGCAGGAGGAGGCGCACAGGCUGGCGCGGGCCUCCUUUCACUUGAGGGACCGAGUGCGACAGCAGACGCGCGUGCGGACCUUCGAUCAGAUGGCUCUGGAGGCUCAGCUGACUGCCUCCAUCAGCUCCAUGAAACUAUGAGGGGAGAGAUCGACUCCCAUCCACAGCUGCUGCGCCUCUAACCAGAGCUGUGGUCAAGCAGAGGUCUUUUUUUAUGCAGAGUGUGAUAUUGUAGCAUAUUUUUAAAUUCCUAAGUUGCUGAUCGACUCAAACAGAAGAAAUAACCGGACCGACGGGGCCUUUCGUUGGCUCAUCCUGAUACUCUUUCCCCUGGAAGCCAAUGCUUUACUGCAACAACUGAGCUUUGUAAGCAUAAAUGAAAGCGGUUUGGACUGUGAUCCCCCAUCACACACCAGCAACAAUGCAGGGGAACUUCCCAGCUAACGAGAGAAUGCAGUUUAUUUUUUUGCAGUUGAGCAGUGCUGGUGAGGCGCCACAGAAUCAACAGUUCACUUGUAUUCAUAAUUCAUAUAAGAGAACAGUUAAAUACUUUUGGACGGUUGAAUGAGAGAUACUGCGCUCUGAAUGAGGCAGACUAUGGUUUGGUUUUCUCUGCUCCUCUGGCUUCAUUCAGUGUCCCAUCAUUUCCCCCUGCAUCACCAGAAGCACUUUAAAAGAAGAAAAAACGUCUUUGGUCAAAGUAGGGCAGAAAAAGUAAAGCGUACAUGAACUCAAGUGGAACAAUGUUUGUUGGAGAUUAGAAGUAUAAGUGUCAUCACCUCAUUUCCAAUGUGUCACUUCAAAAUUAGUAUUCAAAACAUUGCAGUAUUUGUGUUUAAUGAAUAAAUCACUUUUGAAGUGUGAAAAAAAAACUUAUUUUUUUAAUACCUGUGAAAUAGCGAGAAAAAAAAGGUCGAGCAAGCAAAUAUUAACAUGAGCAGACAUGUUUUUAAGAACGACCACAGAGAGAACCCCAAUUCAAAAUGGAUGUAGAGGAAUAUCUGUGAUUGGAAGGAACAACUUGAAAAGGUCGGUUAUGAACGACAACUAUACAGAUCUGGACUUUCUACAUAUGGAUACAACUCACAUCCAACAAGCUUUGGCAGUUGUUCUGAUUAAAAAAAUAAAAUGAGCCUCAUUACUUUGA